This is a messenger RNA of Iphiclides podalirius (scarce swallowtail), 1110 nucleotides long. The record is from the annotation of a GenBank genome assembly. NCBI's taxonomy places the organism in Eukaryota, Metazoa, Arthropoda, Insecta, Lepidoptera, Papilionidae.
AUGGUGGUCGCGUCGGGAGCAGUGCGAGAGUGGGCGACCUCAUAUAGCCGGCGCGGGAGGCGUUUCCUUUAUUUGUUGGUUGUACGCCGCGUGACUGUGUCGUUCUACAGGACAUCAUGCGGACAUUACUGGUAUGCAUGCUGUGGCCCCAGGCAGGGAGGUUUUAGACAAGGGAGACUCCAGGCGGCUGGACCACUUCCCGGCGCAGUCAACAGAAUCAGAAGACCUGGAUUAGCCAGGCCAUCUUUCAAAUCCGUAGACGCCGCGCCGAGACCAAGUCUACAAUCGCUUGAAGAAACUGCUAAACCCGUCACAGAGGAGCCAGAAGACGAAGUAGAUAUUAAUACACCCACAGCUUUCAUACCAAAUGCUUUUUCAACGGCCGAGCCGCAAAACGAUUAUUAUGACAUCACAACUACAUCGCAGCCAAAACCUCCGAUCGUCUACAAUCCUACACCGUUUACGCAAACUACGCCCACACCGCCGAGACCGGAACCCAUAAGACCAACACAAUACAGGCCACUAGUUUCACCGCAGUCUUUCGCUCCCCAAAGAAACGAGGCUCCUUUAAGGCCGCAACCAGCACGUCUGCAACCCUUAUCCAGCAGACCACAGAGGCCAGCAUUCCGCCCCGAGCCCAAACCUUUUAUCGAUGAAGAAGAAGAAGUGCCGAUUCAACCCGUAAGGCAAUAUUCCCGCCCACAAGAACCGAUUAAUCGUGCCCCCGUGAAGAGCGUACCACAGAAGUAUCAACCAUCAAACUCUAGGGAGAAGAAACCAGUUGCACAAAUCAUAAGGAAAUUCAGAGAAGAAAACGAGGACGGAAGCAUCACCUGGGGCUUUGAGAACGAUGACGGUUCGUUCAAGGAGGAGACAAUCGGCAUUGACUGCGUAACUCGGGGCAAAUACGGCUACGUCGAUCCAGACGGCUUGAAGCGUGAAUAUAAUUAUGAGACUGGUAUCCCCUGCGAUAAAGCGAAUGAAGAUAAGGAACAGAAGGGUUUCAUUGAUUAUCAAGAAAAUAAGGCCGUAUUGCCCAACGGCAUUACAAUUGAUCUCGCAGCUAUGGGCAAAAAAUCUAAGAGGCCAUUCAGAUCACCUAGCAUUCAU